AUGGAUCUACACGGGCUUUGCCUCGAAAUCGGAAAUGCGGACUCGGGUUCUCGACAUCCAAAGAUAGCGUUCUUUGUCUCGCCUUCCCAGGCUCCACAUAUCACAUCUGUGAUCUACGAUCUGCCUAUUCCGUACGUUGUACGUUACAGCCUUACAGAAAAUCGAGUGGAGGGAUACAACGUACCUAGGCCUCGCCCGCUCAAAGUUGUACUACCUUAG
This is a messenger RNA of Aspergillus calidoustus, 219 nucleotides long. NCBI's taxonomy places the organism in Eukaryota, Fungi, Ascomycota, Eurotiomycetes, Eurotiales, Aspergillaceae. The record is from the annotation of a GenBank genome assembly.